Molecule: messenger RNA, 3053 nt
Organism: Salarias fasciatus (jewelled blenny)
Lineage: Eukaryota; Metazoa; Chordata; Actinopteri; Blenniiformes; Blenniidae
Gene: klhl17
Product: kelch-like family member 17
Exons: 12
Coding region: 221-1996 (591 amino acids)
Molecular function (GO): protein binding
Source: RefSeq, a predicted model, not a curated record
CGCAUCCAGCACAUAACAGAGGCUUUCUUCACAUUUCCUAUGCUUCAGUCAGAAUAUGGACACACAGACAGGCGAUGGUAGCGAUUUUCAACAAAUCUGACGGCGACAGCUGGUGACUUGACUUGCCGUCAUUCUGAGGAUCACACUGUGUGCAGGGAUCACCGCCUCACGACCACCGCUGCCCAGAGUGCGGCUCAGGCGCGAGCCCGCCACCGGCACCAUGAUGGAGGGCGGCAUGCAGCUGCUCAACCGCGAUGGCCACAGCAUCUCGCACAACUCGAAGCGACACUACCACGACUCCUUCGUGUCCAUGAACCGGAUGCGACAGCGCGGCCUGCUCUGCGACAUCGUGCUGCACGUCUCCAACAAAGAGAUCAAGGCGCACAAAGUGGUGCUGGCGUCCUGCAGCCCCUACUUCCACGCUAUGUUUACCAACGAGAUGUCGGAGAGCCGGCAGACCCACGUGACCCUCCACGACAUCGAUCCCCAGGCCCUGGAGCAGCUGGUUCAGUACGCCUACACGGCGGAGAUCGUGGUCGGGGAGGGGAACGUGCAGACGUUGCUCCCGGCGGCGAGCCUGCUGCAGCUGAACGGGGUGCGGGACGCCUGCUGCAAGUUCCUCCUCAGCCAGCUGGACCCCUCCAACUGUCUGGGCAUCCGAGGCUUCGCCGACACGCACUCCUGCAGCGACCUGCUCAAGUCGGCGCACAAGUACGUCCUGCAGCACUUCGUGGAGGUUUCCAAGACCGAGGAGUUCAUGCUGCUGCCGCUCAAACAGGUCCUGGACUUGAUCUCCAGUGACAACCUGAACGUGCCGUCGGAGGAGGAGGUGUACCGCGCCGUGCUGAGCUGGGUCAAACACGACAUCGAUGGACGCCGGCAGCACGUGCCAUGGCUGAUGAAGUGCGUGCGGCUGCCGCUGCUGCGGCGGGACUUCCUGAUGAGCAACGUGGACACGGAGCUGCUGGUGCGCCACCACUCGGAGUGCAAGGACCUGCUGAUCGAGGCGCUGAAGUACCACCUGAUGCCGGAGCAGAGGGGCGUGCUCAGCAACAGCCGGACGCGCCCGCGGCGCUGCGAGGGCGCCAGCCCCGUGCUCUUCGCCGUGGGUGGCGGCAGCCUGUUCGCCAUUCACGGAGACUGCGAGGCGUACGACACCAGGACGGACCGCUGGCACAUGGUGGCGUCCAUGUCCACUCGGCGGGCUCGGGUGGGCGUGGCCGCCAUCGGGAACCGGCUGUACGCCGUGGGAGGGUACGACGGCACCUCGGACCUCGCCACCGUCGAGUCCUACGAUCCCAUCACCAACGCCUGGCAGCCGGAGGUUUCCAUGGGAACGCGGCGGAGCUGCUUGGGUGUCGCGGUCCUGCAUGGGCUGCUGUACGCUGCUGGAGGUUACGACGGAGCGUCCUGCCUUAACAGUGCGGAGCGUUACGACCCUCUCACCAGCACCUGGACGUCCAUCGCCGCCAUGAGCACCCGCAGGAGAUACGUCCGAGUCGCUACUCUGGAUGGCAGCUUGUAUGCGGUGGGAGGUUAUGACAGCUCCUCGCAUCUCGCAACAGUGGAGAAAUACGAUCCUCAGAGCAACACGUGGACGGCCAUCGCCAACAUGCUGAGCCGGCGCAGCAGCGCCGGCGUGGCGGUGCUGGACGGCAUGCUGUACGUCGCCGGGGGCAACGACGGCACCAGCUGCUUGAACUCGGUGGAGCGGUUCAACCCCAAGACCAACACCUGGGAGGGAGUCUCCCCCAUGAACAUCCGCAGGAGCACCCACGACCUGGUGGCCAUGGACGGCUGGCUGUACGCCGUGGGAGGCAACGACGGCAGCUCCAGCCUCAACUCCAUCGAGAAGUACAACCCGCGCAGCAACAAGUGGGUGGCGGCGUCCUGCAUGUUCACGCGGCGCAGCAGCGUGGGCGUGGCCGUGCUGGAGCUGCUGAACUUCCCCCCGCCCUCCUCGCCCACCCUGUCAGUCUCCUCCACCAGCCUUUGACACGGGGUCACCGUUUGGCUGAGCUCAGCUCCCCCUGCUGCUACGGCCCAGGCCGGAUCUGGGAAGAGACGCAACUGCUCGGUUUAGGAGGAGGAAGCACGGAGGGCGGAGAGCGGAGGGCGGCGGAUGGUGUGGUGGAGGAUCCUCGCUCGAUGCUGCAGAAUUAGUGACUUUUUUGGUGAAGGUGGGGAAAAAAAACAUAUUGACAACCUCAGUAAUGAACAGCCUGUAAUCUGAGUCUCUAUCAGGAGCUAAGGCCCCGUUUACACCACAGCCAGUCCCGAAACGUUGUCUUGUAAACGGGGCCUUAGUGCAGCGCCGCCGCCGCCGCCUCGAUCUGACGCGUUCCACUGAGGUUUGGAGUGAUAAACAGAGGUCGGUACGUAAUUGAUCCCAUAAUCCUGCGCGGGAUUCACCAUGCUGUGAUUAAUUCUGUCCUGUUCUGCAUCAGCUGGAGAUUACAGUUACACACACACACACACACACACACACACACACACACACACACACACCAUCUCCGCCCUCACGAGAGAACCAAAUCGUUCCUGGAAGAAGAGGAAGUGAGUAUCCAGACACUCCGGUGUUCCAAACAUCUUUAAUUUCUGUCAUGUGUGACGUAAAUGUUUUUUUUUUUUCAAGUCAGAAGUUUAACGCAAUAAUGUAAAAAAAGAAAAAAAUAGAGCGAGAGAGAGGAAGUGAAUGAUUUUACUUUUGGAAUGUAGCUUUUAGCUGGUUGUACCAUGCAUGUUUAGUAUUGGCACUAAUUCCCUACAAGAGUUAAAAAAAAAAAAAAAAAAAAAAGAAGAAGUUGUAGUGCUGCUCUGCUACACUAGGUGGCAGUAACAGGCAAGGGGAGCAUGGACACCAACACACACACACACAAACACACACAGACCACGGCCUUCAGCUCUUCAUGAGACUGGAUCCUUUUUUUUAAACAUUCAGAGUUACGUUGAGCUAUAUCUAUUUAUAAAAUAUGUAUGAAUUCUAAUAUAUUCUGUUUUAAAGAUGCUUCGAGGAGAAAAUCCAAGCAAUGCCUAUUUAAGAGUGUUUUUUU